AUGGGUAGCGGCUUGCCGAAGGAGCGCGUCAGUGUCGCCGUCGCCACCGGCAUCUUGAGCUGCAGCAGGUGCGGCAUCCGCUCGUGGAGGGAUGUUGUAGCCGGCAUGGAAACGAUGAAAUGUCUGCGCAGCGUGGCGCUCGACGGAAACAAGCUUCGCAAGCCUGUGCCGCCCGCCUUUAUGCGGCUGCAGCUUUGGUCCUCGUUGAGGACGCUUGAUCUGUCAUCAAACGGCCUGACGUGUGCUUGUGUGAUGGGCCGCCUCGGCGCUUGCACCCGAUCGGCGACAGGCGUGCACCAUUAUAGCGAUACGCGUGUGACGUACCCGCUUGAGUCCCUCAACCUGUCGGGCAACUCACUGCACCAGCUUCCGCCGCUUCUUCUUUGCCUGUUUCCGAAGCUGCGGCGGUUGAUAUGCCGUGGGAACAAUCUGCGGCUGACCAUCGACGGUGGUCUUGCUCGCUGCAUCGGACCUGGCGCGGCGCUGGCGACGGUGGAUCUCGGCAGCAGCGGGAUUCAAAAGUUCUGCCUAAAUGACGUUGCCGAUGGGGAGAUGGAGCCGUACCCCUCCCUCCGCGAGCUGCUUCUGGACGGAAACCACAUUGGUGGCGUCUUCACGCUCGUAUCGAUGCAGGUGGCGCCUCAGACACUGCAGGCGGUGCUCCCACAGAUGAGGACGCUCAACAUUGCGUCGCAGCACGGGGUACUCGAACGCAUAGAUCCCUCGGUGUAUGCCGUCGCCCCGUCACUCAACGCAAUUGACGUGUCGGGCAACGCACGUCAGACGAGCAUAAUGGAAGAGUUGCGUGAGUCUGACGAGUACAAACAGUGGUGUGAGCGCCAUAAGAGUGCUGUGGAUAGGCAGUUGCUUUGUAAUGGAGAUGUUACCCUGAUGUGA
Molecule: messenger RNA, 897 nt
Organism: Trypanosoma grayi
Lineage: Eukaryota; Euglenozoa; Kinetoplastea; Trypanosomatida; Trypanosomatidae
Product: leucine richcontaining 57
Exons: 1
Coding region: 1-897 (298 amino acids)
Cellular component (GO): extracellular matrix
Molecular function (GO): protein binding
Source: RefSeq, a predicted model, not a curated record